GCAUACAUAUGUAUAUUACAUAAUGAUAACGAAUAAUAUUAUAAUAACGAAUAGUAUAAAUAUAAUAAUAUAUACUGUAUUUAACAUCAAUAGAUCUCGCAAGUCAAUCAGAUAUUUCUAAUAAAAUUUCGUUUACUGUAAUAUGCGUAACUUUUAUCCUUAUUUUCUAAUUUUAUAUUUAAAUUUCAUAAAUCUAACACUUAGAAAUGUGAUAUAGUUAACUAUAAAGAUUUAAAGGAAUAGUAAAGUAUCUAUUAUAGAAGCCUUUCAAGGCAAAACGACUUUGAAGCCAAUAACAUUCGACAAUAACACGUAAGUCACUUUGUGUUUACAGAAAUUCAUAUAGUAUCAAUGAUAGCGACAGUUUUCAAAAGAGAAGAUUGUAUCACGUUAGACGCGCAAACGUGGAGAUCGUUAAGAGAAUAAAAAUUCUUUUCCAGUAUUAAUCGGAUUAGUACUUUAUAUUUGGACGCGACGAACUGAUUCACAUUGUUUCUGUAUAUCUCGUAAUUCUCCGUUUGUGAUUUGUUCACAUUGGACGAUUUCACCAUACGCAAAAGUGAUUUGACGUAUUGAUACGAAGAACCCUCAUUACAUCAACAAUAAGCAAUAAUGAAUGAAUACAUGUCGGAUUACGUAGACCAUCUGAAGUCAUUGAUACCGGCGAAACAUGAUCCUGAAACGGACCCUGUCUUGUGCGUGGAUAAGUGGGAUCUUCUUGACGAGGUUCGGCAAAUGUUAACAGCAUCAUUUAAAGCAGCGAUUUCACAAAAACAAACGAGACUUACUAAAAUGGAGACAAAUGAUAUAGCGAGACCAAUAGAAGACAGAAUGGGUAUAUUAUAUAAGAAAAUAAAUAAAGCAGAGUCAAAAGUAAACGAUGUUAUAGCUCUAGCAAUAUGUUACUCUAACAUGAGUAUAGUGCGGAGUCGCCACGAAACAAAAAAGAAAUUAUUACUACGUAAGAGUUAUUUGAAGAAAUCUUUAGAACUGUUAAAUCGAAAAGAAUUGGAUCGCAGAGCCAUUUUGAUAGUUUUGAGGGCAUCUCUACAAUUAGAAUGCGUUUAUCACAAAUUGAAUGAACCAGAGAAAUGUUAUUCAUUGUUGCAUAAAGCGCUCGCGUUAUGUCACAAAUAUACGAAGUACGGAGAAAAAUUUCCUGCGCCUAUCAUUAUACUCUGUGUUAGUCUUGAUGGUGAACCAUUUGAAUUUUAUCCAAACUCUAUGAGUUCCUUCGUGACUCUAUAUGAAAAACUUGUAAAACCUGUAGGUGAAAUAUUUAAAAUUGACUUAAUUACAUGCAGUCUACAUAGUCUUGCAAAAGUUGUUCACAAGUUUUUAAUGCGUCAGUCAAUAAUGGUGAUGGCGAAUCCCGAAGGAAGAAAAGUUUUGAUAUGGGUUCGCGCCGUAAAUGAAUUGUCUAUAUGCUUCUCGCACUACUGUGCACCUCGCGUUCACUUAAAUAAAGUUAGGAAUUGUCUUGCUGCUGCACAGUAUGUGCUGGAACUAUAUGAAAAAGUUACUAAAGAAACAUCUAAUAACUGAAGAUUUUUAUGAUAAAUAUUAUUAUGUUGUAAAAGCGAGUCUCGGUUUAUCAUGGGGUGAGUAUGGCAAUGAACUGUUAGUUUUAUCGCAUUAUAACUUUUUGUAUGGUAAAACUGGUAGAAGUAACAAAAUUCACAAAGCAACUAAAUCAAUGUCUUAUACAAAGUCUGCGGAAUCUUUCAUAUUGAGUGAUUUUCUUCCAAACGUGGAGAAAAAUCUAAAACCUAUCACCAAUCAAGUCACUGAUAAAUAUGCUCAGUAAGUAAAAUGAUAACAUUAUGCCAGCAAAAUGCCAACAAAUUCAGUCACAUCUUUGCAGCAGAUUCAUAUCCCACUGCGUCCACAUUAAGCUUAGUUUCUUCCAGCAUGACUUGCUAACACGACAUAACGAUAAAAACACAUCAAUAUUAAAGCAUAUACUUUCUUCGAAAUAUUACAGCAAAACCUCAGUAGAACUUGAGCAUAUUAUACUGUCAAAAUUUGAGGGCAAAAGCAUAGCUAAACUAAGGCAUACCAUACCAUCAAGCAUGACAGCAAAAGCGUAACAAAAGUCGAGUAUAUCGUGCUGGCACAACGUGACAGCAAAAACACAGCAAGACUCGAGCAUAUCCCCAGUAAGCAAAAUGUGUGCAAUAUGCCAGCACAAUCUGACGGCAGAUUGGCAGCA
This is a messenger RNA of Ooceraea biroi (clonal raider ant), 2212 nucleotides long. RefSeq lists its product as uncharacterized. The record is from RefSeq and is a predicted model, not a curated record. NCBI's taxonomy places the organism in Eukaryota, Metazoa, Arthropoda, Insecta, Hymenoptera, Formicidae.